CAGACGGACCGGGAGGACGGCGCCGGUGCUCCUGUCUGGGAUUUACCUCUCCUCUCCGUCCUGCGGUGGUGGACCCUCCAGGAACCGCAGCUCUCCUUCCCUGGACAAUGUUUCUCCUGCAGUACACAGGACUCAACCCUCUGCCCUUUGACCCAGCGACCAACAACGACCCUCUACAGUUCAACGGCUCUAGCGGGCCUCUGGUGACCGAGUGUCCUCCUCUGGAAAACUCUGCAGAGAACAGCAAGAAGAGGAAGAGAGCCAGCCUGCCUCCAGAAGGGAUCUGCAACAUGACGAUGGACUCUAACUCCAUAACAAUGCCAAUGUCGGACCCCAACGUCUGGGCAACAGCUAUGAACAACCUGGGGAUGCCUCCAAUUGGAAUGACCGGACAGCAACUCAUGCCAGAUUUUGACCCCAACCUGAGUAUGAUGACUGGGAUUACCCCUCUGAAUCCCCUGAUGCCCGGCCUCAGUAUGGUACCAGCUCCCCUCUCCCAGGACGUCCCACUUGUGAAGGAGAUCAUCCACUGCAAGAGCUGCACGCUGUUUCCACCAAACCCUACAGAUCUUCCUCCUCCAGCCAUGAGAGAUCGACCUCCAGGGUGUAAGACGGUGUUUGUCGGGGGUCUGCCAGAAAACGCCACGGAGCAGCUCAUCAUGGAGGUCUUUGGACAGUGUGGAGAUAUUACAGCCAUACGGAAGAGCAAGAAAAACUUCUGCCACAUCAGAUUUGCUGAAGAGUUCACUGUGGACAAAGCUCUCUUUCUAUCAGGUUAUCGUAUCCGGUUGGGCUCCAGCACAGACAAAAAAGACACGGGUCGCCUCCAUGUGGACUUCGCCCAGGCCAGAGACGACCUCUAUGAGUGGGAGUGUCGACAGCGUAUGUUAGCCAGGGAGGAGAGACACAGACGAAAGAUGGAGGAGGAUCGACUCAGACCGCCGUCCCCUCCUCCCAUCGUCCACUACUCCGAGCACGAGUGCAGCCAGCUGGGAGACAAGAUCAAAGACGACAGCAAGUUCCCCGAAGCGGUGCGCGUGCUCCUGACCUGGUUGGAACGAGGCGAAGUCAACCGCAGGAACGCCAACAACUUCUAUUCCAUGAUCCAGUCGUCCAACGGCCACAUCCGCCGGCUGACAAGUGAGAAGAGUCAACAUGAGAAGGAGAUGGAGGAGGCAAAAGAGAAAUUCAAGAGCGCCCUGGCACGCAUACUGGGUCAAUUUGAACAGAUUGUGUCUGUAUUCCAAGCUGCUUCCAAACAAAAGGCAUGGGACCAUUUCUCCAAAGCUCAGCGCAAGAACCUGGACAUGUGGCGCAAGCAAGCCGAGGAGAUCAGAAACAUGCACAACGAGCAGCUGAUGGGCAUCAGGCGAGAGGAGGAGAUGGAGAUGGAGAUGUCUGAUGAUGACAUUGAGGACAUGCCUGACAGCAAAGACUCAGAGGACUCAGGCGUUUCUCAAGCAGAGGCCUUGAAGGAGGAGAACGACUCCCUGCGCUGUCAGCUGGACGCCUACAGGAACGAGGUGGAGCUGCUCAAACAGGAGCAGAACAAGAACCAACCAAUGAGGAGUGAGGAGGACAGCACGCAUUCUCAGCAGCUCUGCUUCCUGCAGCAGGCUCUGCAGGGCAUGCAGAAGCAACUGUUGAAAAUGCGAGAGGAAAUGAAACAGCGCGAGGCAGAGCUGGAGAAAAGCUCUGAGGACAAACAGCAGCUGGAGAGUCAAGUCCAGACCCUGAAGGAGGGGCUGCAGAACCUGCAGAACACUCAGGCAGUGCAGCUGGAGACGUCGAAGCAGGACGACAGAGGCGGUGAGGAGAGCGCUAAUCGAGCCAGUGAAGCUACAGCAUCUGCCGUGGUGUCCUGCAGUCAAGAGAAAGAAGGUCCAACAGAGAAGAGUCCAUCGAGUCCGGUCUACUCUGAGAGAGAAGCUGUCCUCGUUGGGAUCAUCUCCACGUUCCUGCACGUCCACCCGUUUGGAGCCAGCAUCGAGUACAUCUGCUCCUACCUGCAGCGUUUGGACACAAAGAUUAACCCCGGUGAGGUGGAGGCUCUUCUCUCCCGGCUGCCCUGCACCUUCAGACAGGAGCUGACCGGCGUCGGGGCCAGUCUGGAGAAACGCUGGAACUUCUGCGGCUUCCAGGGCAUCAAGAGCACGUAGACUCUGCCGGUGACACUUCUGGGACGUGGAGGAGACGACAGACAAGGCCGGACGUGAUGGACGCUGCAGAGACAUGAAGGACAGAGUACAAAAACCCAGAGCUAUCAAAGACUGUGGACUGUACCUGAGUGUUCGGGGCACACAGACAACUGAGGAGAGCAGAAGGAUGUUACAUGAGCGUUUCGGGGACUCUGUACAGGCAGCAGAGGCUGAAACAAGCAGCAUCACCAUGGUUACGGGAAUAAUAUCGCCAAAUCACAGCAACUGAGCCUUCAUGAGCGUGGACUCUGAGUGAGUUUCUCAGAGUCUGCAGGUUAUUUUCAGACAUAUCGCCUCUGGGAGUCCCAGGAGUGCACCGAUUUCUACAGUCACUGGAUUAUAAUGCAGUUAUUGUUCACACGAGCAGGACAUCGGACUUUCAGGACCUACACUCAGCUCUGUCGGAGGUUUUCAGUGGUAGCGUUAAAGUCGUUGAAGUUCCAGGACCAACGUACUGAACUGAGCCUGAUGAAAGGACUCAGAGACCAGAUGAUCUGAUCUAAUGCUCUAAGGCAGACUGGAGUGGGGCCUGAUGCUUUUCUUUGUUUGUUUUUUGUAGUUGAAAAAGUAUUUUUUGGGAUGCAAAUUUGCAGAACUUCUUAUUGUUAUU
This is a messenger RNA of Cheilinus undulatus (humphead wrasse), 2808 nucleotides long. RefSeq names its product ecto-NOX disulfide-thiol exchanger 2-like. The record is from RefSeq and is a predicted model, not a curated record. Gene Ontology annotation, cellular component: plasma membrane; external side of plasma membrane. Lineage: Eukaryota; Metazoa; Chordata; Actinopteri; Labriformes; Labridae. The coding region runs from base 108 to 2159 and encodes 683 amino acids. Gene Ontology annotation, molecular function: RNA binding; protein-disulfide reductase activity. Gene Ontology annotation, biological process: ultradian rhythm. The transcript is spliced from 15 exons.